AACGCCUUCCCAGGCACACUCCAUUGAUGCAGUCAGGACACGAGCAACACCGAGCUACUGUCUGAAAAAAUACCAGCAAAAUAUUGUAUGGAACAGCUCCACAGUCUUCUUACAAUAUGCUUGGCAACGAGAAAGUUCAGUUGAAGUUGCUCAACGACCGCUUCGCCAAAUACAUUGCUACGGUCCCCUUCUUGGAGGAGCAGAACCAGAAACAACAGGUGGAGCUAGAGAAGCUGCGGGGCAAAGGCACAUCCCGGGUUGGAACUCAGUACGAGGAAAAGAUACGGGACCUGACGGAGGAGGUGGACCAGCUCACCGAAGCGAAGACCCGGGUGGAAGUUGACCGGAAUAAACUGAAAGAGAAGUUGAAGGCUGAGAUAACCCACCGAGAGAAGGCAUGUCAGGAUUUGGACGAUGCUACAAUCAUCAGACUAAACCUAGAGCAGAAGGUUAAGUCACUCAAGAAAGAAAUCAGCUUCCUCAAGAAGCUGCAUGAGGAGGAAAUACGGGAGCUGCAGACCCAGCCGCAGCAGCAGUAUGUGCAGGUGGACAGGGGGAUGGUUAAACCUGACCUUACAGAUGCUCUGAGGGACGUCCGUCAGCAGUAUGAGAAACUGGCCUCCAAAAACAUGCAAGAGUCUGAGGAACGGUACAAAUCCAAGUUUGCUGACCUCACCGAAGCGGCAGCGAGGAAUAAUGAUGCCUUGCAACUGGCCAAGAAAGAGGCCAAUGAACAUAAGCGCAAAGUUCAGUCACUUACUCGUGAGGUGGAUGACCUUAAAGGAACUGUGACACAGAUGGAGGACAACUUCUCAGUGGAGAAGAAAACCGUCAGCCGCCUGGAGGAGGACAUUCAGAAAAUGAAUGACAAGAUGGCCCGUGACCUCCAGGAGUACCAGGACCUCCUAAAUGUCAAGAUGGACCUGGACGCAGAGAUUGCAUUCUACAAGAAUCUGCUGGAAGUAGAGGAGGAAAGAAUCGCCACCGCCAAACCAAAAUCCUCGGUAGAAUCCACUUCAAGUGAUUUUCAAUCAAUGAAGUAGUUUUCUGAUGAUAAUUUAAGCUCAGACAACCUUGCUAACCUUUUCUUUGUCCUCUACAUUCUUGUUCAGGAGGGGGAAAAAAGCAAG
Molecule: messenger RNA, 1130 nt
Organism: Sander lucioperca (pikeperch)
Lineage: Eukaryota; Metazoa; Chordata; Actinopteri; Perciformes; Percidae
Product: vimentin-like
Exons: 7
Coding region: 117-1043 (308 amino acids)
Biological process (GO): intermediate filament organization
Cellular component (GO): cytoplasm; axon; intermediate filament
Molecular function (GO): structural constituent of cytoskeleton
Source: RefSeq, a predicted model, not a curated record